Indicator indicator is the source of this 1080-nucleotide messenger RNA. RefSeq names its product melatonin receptor 1B (gene MTNR1B). The transcript has 2 exons. The coding region runs from base 1 to 1080 and encodes 359 amino acids. The record is from RefSeq and is a predicted model, not a curated record. Lineage: Eukaryota; Metazoa; Chordata; Aves; Piciformes; Indicatoridae. Gene Ontology annotation, molecular function: melatonin receptor activity. Gene Ontology annotation, biological process: G protein-coupled receptor signaling pathway. Gene Ontology annotation, cellular component: membrane.
AUGCUGGAGAAUGGCUCCCUGAGAAAUUGCUGCGAUCCGGGCGGGCGAGGCCGCUUCGGUUUGGCGGAGAGGGAGGCGGCGGGCGCCCCGCGGCCCGCCUGGGUAGUGCCGGUGCUCUCCAGCGUGCUGAUCUUCACCACCGUGGUGGACAUCUUGGGCAACCUGCUGGUCAUCAUCUCCGUCUUCAAGAACCGCAAGCUCCGGAACUCAGGUAAUGCAUUUGUGGUGAGCCUAGCUUUUGCUGAUCUGGUGGUGGCCUUGUAUCCAUACCCACUGGUGCUUGUAGCUAUUUUCCACAAUGGAUGGACAUUGGGUGAAAUACACUGUAAAGUGAGUGGCUUUGUGAUGGGACUAAGUGUAAUAGGCUCUAUUUUCAACAUUACCGCAAUUGCAAUAAAUCGAUAUUGCUAUAUAUGUCAUAGUUUUGCCUAUGACAAAGUGUACAGCAGCUGGAACACAAUGCUAUAUGUCUCUUUAGUCUGGGUAUUAACAGUAGUUGCAACUGUGCCAAAUUUUUUUGUUGGCUCUUUAAAGUAUGAUCCACGCAUCUAUUCAUGCACGUUUGUUCAGACUGCAAGCUCCUACUAUACGAUAGCUGUCGUGGUAAUUCACUUCAUCGUUCCUAUCACCAUUGUGAGCUUCUGCUACCUUCGAAUUUGGGGGUUAGUGCUUCAAGUUAGAAGACGAGUCAAAUCAGAAACAAAGCCAAGACUGAAGCCAAGUGACUUCAGAAACUUUCUCACCAUGUUUGUGGUUUUUGUGAUUUUUGCCUUUUGCUGGGCACCUCUAAACUUCAUUGGACUGGCGGUAGCCAUCGAUCCUAUGGAAAUGGCACCAAAAGUUCCUGAAUGGUUGUUCAUUGUAAGCUACUUCAUGGCCUAUUUCAACAGCUGCCUUAAUGCAAUAAUAUACGGACUUCUGAACCAAAAUUUUCGGAAUGAAUACAAACGAAUUUUAAUGUCACUGUGGAUGCCAAGGCUUUUCUUCCAGGACACAUCCAAAGGAGGAACUGAUGGUCAGAAGAGCAAGCCUUCUCCUGCUUUAAACAACAAUGACCAAAUGAAAACUGAUACUGUGUAA